AUGCCGCUGCCCUUACAGGGGGGAGACCUGGGGGACCAGAAUGACCUGGAAGAAGCACUGCAGCUAGAUGACCCCCACCAGUCCACAGGGUCCCACCGGGAGCCCCCAAGGUUCAUGAUGGACCUCUACAACAGGGUGACCUCCACGACCACCAAGAUGCCCCGGCCCCAGAAGUGGAACAUGGUGCGCAGCUUUGAAGAAAAGGGUCACAGGAAUCAAUCCUAUUUUUACUUCAACAUCUCUUUGGUGGGGAAGGAUGAACUGGUUAUAAAAGCUGAACUCCAAGUUUUCAAAAGGAGGAAAGCCCCUCCUCACCCCAAGGGAUCCCAGGAAACCCAUUACUGCAAAAUGGAAGUCUACGAGUUACUGGGUAGCACGAAGAAUGCCCAGAAAGGAGACCUCAUUACUUCCAAAGAGCUGGUUUUGAAUUCAGAGGGUUGGCUGGUGUUUGAGGUGACCGGCACCGUCAACCAGUGGAUCCAGGAGGGCUGGUAUGAUCGGGGCUUUGUGAUCCUCACAACCAUCGCCAGAAAAAACUCCAUCAGAAGACACUUGGUGGGAAUGCACCGGAGGAAGAAGGAUAAUGACAAAAGGAACUCUUUACUUGUUCUCUUCACCAACACUGAAGAAAACACUCUGAGACACGGAUAUCCUGAUCUGUCCACAGCGUUGGAGUCGAUAGAUUUCGGCCAAUUGGACUUCGAGAAAAUUGCCAAGCGUAACCACACCCGGAGAAUCCGCAGUAUUUCCAACAACAAUGGCCCAACCCUGCAAAUCUGUCAGAAGAUUCUUUACUACGUCAACUUUGAGGAUCUUGGGUGGUCGGACUGGUUGAUAUCCCCCAAAGGAUUCCAGACCAACUACUGCAAGGGGAAAUGUUAUUUCCCCUUAGCUAACGGGCCUAAGAUCACAAACCAUGCCACCCUCCAGUCUUUCUUGGUCAGGAUGGGGCUCAGGUUAGAUCACGAGUUCCCUCACCCCUGCUGUGUCCCCGACAAACUCUCCCCCAUCAACCUCCUGUACUACGACGACGACAAUAACGUGGUCCUCAAGGUGUUCCAAGACAUGGUGGCCGACAGAUGUGGUUGCCUUUAA
This is a messenger RNA of Tachyglossus aculeatus (Australian echidna), 1095 nucleotides long. Its product is annotated as bone morphogenetic protein 7-like. Bases 1 to 1095 code for a protein of 364 amino acids. Lineage: Eukaryota; Metazoa; Chordata; Mammalia; Monotremata; Tachyglossidae. Gene Ontology annotation, cellular component: extracellular region. The transcript is spliced from 5 exons. The record is from RefSeq and is a predicted model, not a curated record. Gene Ontology annotation, biological process: SMAD protein signal transduction. Gene Ontology annotation, molecular function: cytokine activity; growth factor activity.